Chenopodium quinoa (quinoa) is the source of this 2560-nucleotide messenger RNA. RefSeq names its product external alternative NAD(P)H-ubiquinone oxidoreductase B2, mitochondrial-like. The transcript has 10 exons. The record is from RefSeq and is a predicted model, not a curated record. Lineage: Eukaryota; Viridiplantae; Streptophyta; Magnoliopsida; Caryophyllales; Amaranthaceae. Gene Ontology annotation, molecular function: NADH dehydrogenase activity; calcium ion binding. The coding region runs from base 348 to 2102 and encodes 584 amino acids.
ACCAUUUUUUUUAUUUUUUUUGGAAGCUAGUACACCGUAUUAUCGUAUAUUGUAUAAUAUACAGUGUAUCUUUAUUCUUUAACCGGCCAAUGCCACGCGUAACCAAUUGUCUUAAGCUCCAAGCCAAGGCUGAUUUCAAUGACCCUAAAAAAAAUGGAAAAAGUAAAAUAAAAAAGCGACUUCAUCACGUUCAUUUUACACCAAAUUCCUUUUCCAAUUUUAUUGGUUGGCCUCUCUUCUCACGCUAAACGUCAUUUUUUGCUCUCUCCUUCUACAAACUUCUGGUAGGAAACCUAAAUCUCUCACUACUUUCUCUUACCUCCAAUUUUCUCUCUCUACCUGUAACAAUGGCGUUCUACGAAAAAGCUUCUAGAGCCUUCUACAAUUAUCCGUCGCUUUCCAAGCUCCUCGUCGUCGUAACCGUCAGUGGAGGUGCUGGUGGGGGUCUUUUGGCUUAUUCAGAUUCAAAGCCACACAAUGUUGAAAAUGCUGUCAUUUCCCCUGAAGCUGAGAAAAAGAAAAAGAAGGUGGUGGUACUCGGAACUGGUUGGGCUGGAACUAGUUUCUUGAAGAAUCUGAAGAAUCCUGAUUAUGAUGUUCAUGUCAUAAGCCCUCGCAAUUACUUUGCAUUCACCCCUUUGCUACCUAGUGUCACUGUUGGUACAGUUGAAGCCCGUAGUAUCUGUGAACCAAUUCGUAAAAUGGUUAAGAAGAAAGAUGUUAGCGUUAGCUACUGGGAAGCUGAAUGUCUUAGUAUAGAUCCUGUAAGCAAGACAGUAAAAUGUCGAUCUACUCAAAAUGCUGAUUUGAAUGGGAAGGCUGAUUUUUCUGUGGACUAUGACUACCUUGUAAUUGCUAUGGGAGCUCGUUCUAACACAUUCAACACUCCAGGGGUAGAGGAGAAUGCUCAUUUCUUGAAGGAGGUGGAGGACGCUCAAAAGAUCCGUCAGAGUAUCAUUGAUUGCUUUGAGAAGGCUGCCCUCCCCACACUUAGUGAUGAGGAGAGGAAGAGAAUACUCCAUUUUGUUGUUGUUGGCGGUGGUCCAACUGGUGUCGAGUUUGCUGCAGAACUUCAUGAUUUUGUCAAUGAAGAUUUAGUGAGAUUGUAUCCCAAGGUUAAAGACCUUGUGAAGAUAACACUGUUGGAGGCAACAGAUCAUAUAUUGAACAUGUUUGAUAAGAGAAUUACAGCAUUUGCUGAGGAUAAGUUUCACAGGGAUGGUAUCAAUCUUCAAACUGGGUCAAUGGUCGUGAAUGUCACUAACAAAGAAAUAUCAACCAAAGCACUGAAGAAUGGUGGGACAAUAUCCUCCAUGCCCUAUGGAAUGCUGGUUUGGUCUACUGGCAUUGGAGCUCGUCCAGUGAUAAUGGACUUCAUGAAGCAAAUUAAUCAAGGCAAAAGGCGUGCCUUGGGAACUGAUGAGUGGCUUAGAGUGGAAGGAACUGGCGAAAUUUAUGCAUUGGGUGAUUGUGCAACCAUAGUCCAGCGCAAAGUCAUGGAAGAUAUUGCAGAUAUAUUCAAGAAGGCUGACAAGGAUAAUUCUGGAACUCUUACUGUAAAAGAGAUGCAGGAACUGGUUGACGACAUUCUAGAAAGAUACCCCCAAAUUGAACUUUACCUCAAGAACAGGAAACUGAAGAGUAUUGUUGAUUUGAUGAAGGAAGCCAAAGGAGAUGCAACCAAGGAAUCCAUUGAAUUAAACAUUGAAGAAUUCAGAUCAGCUCUCUCACAAGCUGAUUCUCAAAUGAAGAACCUUCCGGCAACUGCCCAGGUUGCUGCUCAGCAAGGUACUUAUCUAGCUGACUGCUUUAAUCGUAUGGAAGAGUGUGAAAAGAACCCUGAAGGCCCUAUCAGAAUCAGAGGAGAAGGUCAACAUCGGUUCAAACCUUUCAGGUAUCGGCAUUUUGGUCAAUUUGCUCCACUGGGAGGAGAGCAAGCUGCAGCUCAACUUCCUGGAGAUUGGGUGUCCAUUGGACACAGCACUCAGUGGUUGUGGUACUCCGUGUACGCCAGCAAACAAGUCAGCUGGCGUACAAGAGCUUUGGUGGUUGGAGACUGGUCGAGACGUUUCAUGUUUGGUCGGGACUCAAGUCGUAUUUAGAUCUGCUAAUGGUGGAUUGCUCCAGGUUCUGAUAGUGAACAAUAUUCGUAUUAAUACCAAAAACAAUAUUGUAAUCACACGUGCAUUCACGUGUCGCCAUUGGAGGUGGCAAAAUUUUGUCUAGAUACCUUGAUUCAUAUUUUUUGGCCCUCUUAGAACACUAGAACUUAUACAUUGAUGAUCGAUACAAACUACCAACAACAAAGUGGUGAGAUCAGAUGCUCAAGCUGGUGUUUCUAUGAUAAAAAAACAGUCCUCGGCUUACACAAUUUUUGGGUUAACAGAAAAUUUUAGUUAUUUUUCAACAGAAUUUAAAGAUAUACUUGUAUCUUGUUUGAUUUUGAGAUUCAAAUUGCAUUUUACUAUGCUAGUGUGAUGUAAAUUGCACAGUUGCAAGAAGAGUGUUCAUUCACUUCAUCGGGCAUUUGGGCUUAAUAAAGUUACUACUCGUAGUACGG